This is a messenger RNA of Misgurnus anguillicaudatus (oriental weatherfish), 4471 nucleotides long. RefSeq lists its product as uncharacterized. The record is from RefSeq and is a predicted model, not a curated record. Gene Ontology annotation, molecular function: RNA polymerase II cis-regulatory region sequence-specific DNA binding; DNA-binding transcription factor activity, RNA polymerase II-specific. NCBI's taxonomy places the organism in Eukaryota, Metazoa, Chordata, Actinopteri, Cypriniformes, Cobitidae. Gene Ontology annotation, cellular component: nucleus. Gene Ontology annotation, biological process: regulation of transcription by RNA polymerase II.
UUGUUGGCGUGUUUCAGCAAUACAUUUCUUAUGUGUUUAGAAAUUAUUUUCAAGAUUGACUUUAAAAAACUGUGUUCUGUCUCCAGUCCAGUAGGGGGCGCUCUGCUGCUCUUUUGUCCGCCGGUAAACCCGCGAAAGACAACGCGAUCACGUGUCGUGUGUUGUGUCUGUAUGCUCUGUCUACAUGCAUUUCUAUCUAAUGUAACAGUAACUUUCUGUAUUUUUGUGUUCGGAUAUAUAUCAUGGAGGAGCAGGUGGAUGUGAUAUGCUGUAAAUCGAUCGGUACUGAUCUAUCCAUGCUGGAUAUCGAUGAUUUCAUCACAGAAAUCUCUCAGCUGAAGAAAGAGGUAGCGUUACUGGAGGAAAAGCUGAGGUCAAGAGAUGAGGAGCUGGAAAAACUUUUGUGUCAAUCAUCAUUGCGUGUGACUGAUAGGACCGCCACUGAAUGUCUGGAUUCAUUGCCGAUCAACAAAGAUCAGACCACACCACAGCCACAGCUGGACAAACAUCUGUCUGAACAGACAUCCACACAGACGCGGGACUCAGAGCUCAGUCUCACUUUACUCUGUUUUACUGAGACAGACCCCACAGUUGCUCAGGAGACUGUCUGUGACAGUAAUCAAGAUUUACAGGAUGAUAAAUCUACUGUUCAAAUCUCUACAGAGUCUCUGGAUUCUGUCUGUAACACUGAAGAGGAGAAACCAUUUCUGGAGACGCCCCUGAAGAUGUGUUCGGUCAAAUUGGUGGACUGCAGGAACCUGAUGGAGAUGAGAAGAGAAACAACACUUGAGAAACAUCAGACUGAUGAAGAUGAGAAUUUUGAGAAUGAUGAAGAUGAGAAUGUUGAGAAAGAAACCACACUUGAGAAAUUGACAGAUGAAGACGAGAAUGUUGAGAAAGAAACCACAAUUGAGAAAUUGACUGAAGAGGAGGAGAAUGAUGAAGAUGAGAAUGUUGAGAAUGAUGAAGAUGAUGAUGUUUUUAUUCCUUCAGAUGCAAACAAUGAUUCAUGUUCUGACGAAGAAACGGCCUCCACAUCAAAAAAACAAGCGGCGGCACAAACUUUUUCCUGCAAUAUCUGUGAAAAGACAUUCAUCUCAAAGGGACGCUUAGCGAGACAUGAGAAAAUACACACCAAACAGAAAAUCUUCAAGUGCAGGAAAUGUAAGAUCAGCUUUCCUACCUUUCAAGAGAAGAAGCUUCAUUUAAACAUGCACAAAAGAAAUGAGAAGAAGCAGUUUCACUGUGAGCAUUGUGGGAAGGAUUUUUUUACCACAAAUUCCAGUUUCAAAGUUCACGUGAAGACACACAACAGUGAAAAGGAUUUCCAGUGUGGCGAUUGUGACAAAUCCUUCCGUACCAAAGGAAAUCUUGUCGCUCACGAGAGAACUCACACGGGUGAAAAACCAUAUGGGUGUACUUGCUGCGAGAAGCGAUUCAGCUACAUGACCCAUUUGAAGAAUCACAUGCUUUUACACACCAAUGAGAGACCGUAUCAGUGCAGCGAGUGUGGUAAAUCCUUCAGGCAAUCAUAUUAUCUAUUAGAACACCAAAAAACGCACACUAAUGAGAAACCCUAUCAAUGUUCAUACUGCGAUAAACGCUUUAUUCAAAAAUGCCAUCUUAAAUGCCACGAGCGAAUUCACACCGGAGAGAAACCUUUCCUCUGCUCUUACUGCGGAAAGGCCUUUUCUGAUCCACGCCAUUUUAAAGAUCAUCAGAGAGUGCACACCGGAGAAAAACCUUAUCAGUGUAAUGUUUGUCAGAAGAGUUUCAGUCAACGUAAUAACUUAGUUCAGCAUCAGAGAAUUCACACGGGAGAGAGACUUUACAAAUGCUCUCAGUGUGACAAGACGUUUGCUCGAUCAGAUGUCCUGAAAACCCAUCAGAGAGUUCAUACUGGAGAGAAACCUUAUCACUGCGUUACCUGUGGACUGAGUUUCGCUUAUUUGGGAGGUUUUCAAGCUCACCAGAAGAAACAUACAGAAGAACAAAUCUCAUAGCAUCUUAGCCUAGUGCACACUUUAGUAGUAGUGUUUGUCUUGCAUUAAAGCAACACCAAAGAGGUUUUUUUACCUUAAAAUAACGUUUCCAAAAAAGUUUCAGUGGUUCAUCUAUACAAAACAGGGUGAAUGGCACUUUCACAUUAGCUUUGCAGCCCUCUAUCGGCCAAAACCGCACUAAAGAAGUUUCCAACCGUCGGGUAGCGGUCCUGUAGUUCGAGUGAAAACUACAAAAACUUGCUUUACGGCAGACCUACAAUCCAAUCAGAGCCAGCUAUGCUGCAGUAUUUACGACAGUGGUAAUGAACAAUUACGCUUCUAACCUGUAGGGGGAGCAAAGAGCCAGAGUUCUUUAGUGUUGCUUUAAAGAGAUAUUUAAAGAGGUAGAAAAUUGUGUCAUCGUUUACUCACCCUCAUGUUGUUCUAGCUAUUUUUUUUUUUCUGACGAACACAAAAUUUUUAUAAAUUACGAUGAGCACACAGCUGAUGGAAACCAUAGAGAAGGGGCGCGGUUAUGCUAAUUUGAAAACCACGCCCACCGGGGGAAAACAAUCCAACUGUCUCCAUUGACUUUGUAUUACUAGAGGCCUCCACCUUGUCAUUUCUGGCUUAUAACAAAAAACUGAAUAAUGCCUAAAAGCUGCUGUGUGACAAUGUAUACAGCUAACAAGCCAAAAAACCCAGAAAUACGUUUUUAUAAGCUGUCGAGCCGUAAAAGCCUUUAAAGAGAAAAAAGUGGAUUGCCGACUAUGUUUCCCUCUAGUGGGCGCAGUUCUGCUAAUAGUAGUAUUACGAAAAGUUGCCUGUUUUCCACUUUUGUGUCUAUAAACAGCUUAUAAAAAUGUAUUUCUGUUUUUUUUUGCUUGUUAGCUGUACAUCCUGUCACACAGCAGCUUUUGGACAUUAUUCUGCUUUUUGUUAUAAGCCCGAAAUGACAAGGAGGCAUCGCAAUGCAAAGUCAAUGGAGACGGAUGGAUUGUUUUCCCCCCGGUGGGCGUGGUUUUCAGGUUAUGAUGCGUUGCGCUCUGUCUCUAUUGACUUUUAUGGUAGGAUAAACAAAUAUUAUGGAAGUAUUGUAAUAAAUGAUGAUGAAGAUAUUUUAAUAAAAUGUGGUAAGCACAUAUUUAAGAGUUGACGUUUCCAUUGAAUUCCAUGGGAUUUGUUGUGCACACAGCUGGUGGAAACCAUUGACUUCCAUAGUAGAAAAAACAACAACAUCCUAUGGAAUUCAAUGGGAAUGUCAACUCUUAAAUAUGUGCUUACCACAUUUUAUUAAAAUAUCUUCAUCAUCAUUUAUAACAAUACUUCCAUAAUGUUUGUUUAUCCUACUAUGAAGUCAAUGGUUUCCACCAGCUGUGUGCUCGUCAUCAUUUAUCAAAAUUUUUUCUUUUGUGUUUAUCAGAAAUAAAGAGUUCAUACAGGCCUAGAAAAACAUGAGAGUGAGUAAAUUAAGACAGAAUUUUCAUUUUUCAGUGAGUACAUCCAAAUUAUGAUUUGGUGUUAUUUUCUCGGCCUCAGACUGUCCAUGAUAAAGGUGAUGCAAAAUGUAAAAGUAAACUUACGGCAAAUUUUGCUUUGCUGGCAUUGGUGCCACCUGUUUUACACAAUUUACACAAAGGUGUUUAGUUCUUUUAUAUUGCUGCACAUUUCUGCUGUCAAUUUCUGUUGUUUUUUUACUGUUGACUUUUUCUGACAUGCACAUAAAGUAUGGGAUAAUGUACAGCCAGCCUGUUUUUAUCACAGUAUAAAUCCCAAUAGGAUGAUCAAGAUCCUGAUGCGAAGCUGCUUUAGGGAAUAUACAUUAUCCCGCUUAUUACAUGGGUACUUAUUUACCAUGCAAGCAAAAUAUUAAAUUUUUAUUAGCUGUAUUUGUGGAACAAACAUUUGACUUUGAGAUGCCCUGGGUUAUAUUUGGUUAUAUUUCACCUCUGAGUUAUAUUUGGCCUAGCAACACAACAAUAACACAUUAUCCAGCAGGCAACACCUAAAACAGCCAAACAUCAGUGAACUCGCAUCCAUCAUUUUUCACUUUCUCAGGAUUUGAAAGUAUGUGAAUAGUUUAUUCUUCAUUUAUGUACUUGUUUUAAUGACUGUUGUUGUUUUUUCAUUAAUUGUAUGCAUUACCUUAAGUCAUAUUUUCCCUAUGGCGUUCCCAAACUAAACACUGGUGGUUCUAGGGAAUUGGGGUUCCUGAGUUGCUGAAUUGAAUAUUUACAAUUAACUCAAAAUGUAUAUCAGUUAUUUUAAAAUGAAUAAGUAAAUAUUUUAUUUGUUUAACCUGCGUGUCAUGUGACCAUACACAACACUGCAAUAUAUCAGAAAACUGAGAACUCUGUUGUAUCAAUGUAUCAACAAAAGAAAUUACCUGAAGGUCCAGUAACAGGUAAUAAUAACAAUGAUAUAAAGUACUACUGAUUGAAACGUUAAAACGGUUAAAAUGAAAAAUAAAUGUUUUUGAAGUUAAACAA